ACGGCGGCGGGAGGGGGAGAUGAACACGCCGCUCGCGGAAGGCGCGUCGUCGCCGUGACGUGGGAUCGUCCAUUCGCAACCUCUCCGGCUUUGCGCGCGCUCGGACGGUCUUUUGGCGUGGAAGGCCCCAGGGCUUUUUCCGACGACAGAUGCGGGUACCGCAGCCUCGGCGGGUAUUUGCGAAGGUCGCGCCUGCAGUUCCCGGCUGCCGGGCGCGCUGAGGGUCUUUGAACCCACUUUUUGCUUGCACCGAGUUUCCUAGCUUGGCUUUUGUGAACUGCUGACAAUCCAGGUCUUUCCCCGAGCUUCAGCCCGGCUCAGCGCUGCGUUGUCUGCUGCGAGUCUCCGGCCUCCCUCGAGUCCUCGGCUCCGCGACCGGCCGGUGUUUAGAGCACAAAACGGAGGCGCGUGGGGGAAGGAUCGACGGCGCGGGGACCUCGUCCGUCUGCACAGGGGCCCUGCAGCGUCAGGUCUUUUGAGCGACUCCCCCGUCCCCAGCUGCUGUGACCCAAACCUCCCACCCUUCUCCCAGCCGGAGGCCUGCAGCAUGAGCGUCGAGCCCCCCAGGGAGGGGGCGCCAGCCCUGCGCUGCCCCUGAGCCUCCCCCCUGCGGAGCCAUGGAGCAGUGGGGCCGGGAGCCCCCCAGGGGCAGGGGGGUCUGGGCUGGGAUCGCGCCGCAGGGACCCUGCGCCUGGUAGGAGUCGCCCAGUGCCCCGGGGGGUCAGGACGGGGCGUCGGCCUGAUCCUCGGCUGCAGGAGGGUCAUGAAUCGAGCCCAGGGCUGGAUCUGCAGGGAACUGGCCCCCCCACGCUGCAGGAGACGCUGACACUGCAGGUCCCCGCGGUGAUGCUCAUUCGGCUCCAGGCUAUGGUCACCUCGUUCCUUUGCGCCCUCCACGCCGCCCCACGCCGCCUCCCCUCCCCCGCCGGCCCGGACGCCGGGGUCCCCUGGGACGCGCCGGCCCCCUCCCCGGGCGACUGGGAGCUGUCGUCCCCCCGCGUGGCCCUGGCCAGCCGAGCCCCCGCCGGCCCCCCCGUGCUGCUGCUGCUGGAGGAGGAGCCGGGCGUCCGGGCGGGGCCGGCGAACGGGACGCGGCGGGCGCGGCGGGCCGGGGGGGCGGAGGCGGCCCGCCGGGGCGAGAUGUCCGUGUGCGACAGCGUCAGCCUGUGGGUGACGGACAAGCGCACGGCCGUGGACAUCCGGGGCAAGGCGGUGACGGUGCUGUCCGAGGUGCAGACGCUCACCGGGCCGCUCAAGCAGUAUUUCUUCGAGACCAAGUGCAACCCGGCGGGCGGGACGAUGGGCGGGUGCCGGGGCGUGGACCGGCGCCACUGGCUCUCCGAGUGCAAGGCCAAGCAGUCGUACGUGCGGGCCCUGACCGCCGACGCCGACAAGCUGGUGGGCUGGCGCUGGAUCCGCAUCGACACGGCCUGCGUCUGCACCCUGCUGAGCCGCGCCGGGCGGGCGUAGCCGGGCCGGGGGCUGGAGGGACGGAGCCCCCGGCACCCGCCCCGCUGGGCUCUGCUUGGGAACCGGAGCCACUCAGGCACUGUCACUCACAUGGACGCCGUGGGUCAGCCCGGGGGCUGGGGGCCAGGCUCAGAGGCUGAUCAGUGGGGCUGGAGGCUCAGGGGCUGAGCUGUGGGGCUGGAGGCUGUGGGCGCCGUGGGUCAGCCCGGGGGCU
Mauremys mutica (yellowpond turtle) is the source of this 1684-nucleotide messenger RNA. RefSeq names its product neurotrophin 4 (gene NTF4). The record is from RefSeq and is a predicted model, not a curated record. NCBI's taxonomy places the organism in Eukaryota, Metazoa, Chordata, Testudines, Geoemydidae. Gene Ontology annotation, biological process: nerve growth factor signaling pathway; neuron projection morphogenesis; positive regulation of peptidyl-serine phosphorylation. Gene Ontology annotation, molecular function: nerve growth factor receptor binding; growth factor activity.